Messenger RNA from Penicillium soppii, 5862 nucleotides. It is a transcript of the gene stt4, whose product is annotated as 1-phosphatidylinositol 4-kinase STT4. The coding region runs from base 1 to 5862 and encodes 1953 amino acids. Gene Ontology annotation, molecular function: 1-phosphatidylinositol 4-kinase activity. The record is from RefSeq and is a predicted model, not a curated record. The transcript has 4 exons. Gene Ontology annotation, cellular component: cytoplasm; plasma membrane. Gene Ontology annotation, biological process: phosphatidylinositol phosphate biosynthetic process; phosphatidylinositol-mediated signaling. Lineage: Eukaryota; Fungi; Ascomycota; Eurotiomycetes; Eurotiales; Aspergillaceae.
AUGGACGGCCUUUCAGGUGGGAUAAGACGUUUCGCUUUCCAAAAGCUCGCUGCGUUGGCAGUUGAGGCGCCUCGCGAUCGGUCGGAGCUCACUAACCAGGAUGUCGCUCUCAAUGCGAUUUUGAGAGAUCAGGCCCCGACAGCUAGGGUCCCAAUGGGAACCCGCGAAUUAGAUGUCCUCCUAGCCCUAUGUAAGGCAGCGUCCUUGGUGAACGACCCAGAAAAUGCCUCUCAACUGGCAUCGCGAUUAUCUCAAUACCUGCCGGAAUCACAUAGCCAGUUAUUCCGAUCUUCGCCGUUUCUACAUAGUGUGAAGCCAUCACCGUGGGAGACACUUACCUACAACUUGGCCCAAGCACUCUUGUCACUGGGAGCUAAGUACCCGAAUCUGCGCAACACAACACUGCAAGCCGUGGAUGGAUACCUGAACAAUUGCGCCGAGGCCAUCAGUGCGGUUACACCGUUCCAAUAUUCGAAGUCUGAGUCGGGUCGGCAAGGUGUUGUGCAUGAGUCUGUAGUCGUCCUGUCAAUCACGGUCUCCCUGGUAGGCUUCCUGGAAGCCUCUGCCCAAUACACUUCUAUCUGGUAUGCGAACGAGAAGUUACAAAUUGUUGACAAGCUGCGUACGAUGCUGUCCGAGAAUUUUAUCAUCGCAGUUGAGACAGCUUCAUCCACUCUUCGCAAUGCAAAUGGUGCGGAGUAUGUCCUUAAAGACUGGAAGAAGUACACUCGUCGGUACGCUGCUCAUGGUCGCCCAUUAGGUGCCAUGCUCGUACAGGAAGGCUUCAUGCGCUUUGUGAAGUCAUGCGCAGCUUCCCUGAUGGGGUCACAGCACAUGACCGAUGAGCAACUCUUAGAUGACUACAUGACUGGGGUCGGUAUUGCAAAGAGUUAUGACGAAGAUGAUGUCUCUCUUGUCGAACGCGUCACUGAUAUCAUCAGUGAAGAAAUUCAUUUGCUAGAGGAAGGCUCUGACUACUUGCAAGUCGGCUCGCCCUGGCAGCAGCGCCUGGCCUUCUCCGUCAAGGGACACGCACUAGUAGGCUUCCUCAAUUGCGUUAUUCUCGGCGAAGAUGCAACCAACAACGAAGUCCUUUUGUCGUGGCUUGAGGAUACCUUAAUCGACCCUCAACAGAUGGCGAAUGUGGAGCUGGCUAUAACAGCUUUGAAAUGCACCGCCAUUCUUGCGAGGAUGUCACCAAACGGUGCAUCUAUCGGCAGACGCUGCCUUUUGAGAUUUUUGUCCCAGGGAGGUGUGUCGGCGCGCCCCAUUGUUGCUGUCGCAUCUCGAUGUCUUGCCCAAAUCCUUACCAUUCUUUCCGAGGAUGCUAUUAUUACAACUCUAUACUCACUAGGUAAUGCGCUUAGUCCGAGCACGAAUGUGGACCAGUCCAGUCCGGACCAGCUGACUGGAGACCACAUCGGGCCCGGGAUGAACCUUGAUGCGUAUCCCAAGAACGCAAGCCAGACCUCCCUCUCAGCAGAUUACGAAGAUGAAAGUAUGACCCACAGGAAUGUUAUCCAUGCCAUUGUGACAAUUGCUACCAACUGCAACGAUGGCAAGAUCAGUGCACUGGCCCAGUCUAUGCUUCUGCAGAAAAUUGGCAAGAUAAAUGUGGCAGUAGAUGCCUUUAUCAUCCAGGAAACUGCUGUUCUUGCCCUGAGCAGUGGCAAUGCCGAGUUCCAGCUUCUCUUGAAAUUUUAUACACGCAUAUACCUUGAUGGCAUCAACAAAGGAUUGGACACGAUUUCCGAUGCUGUUCAGUGCGCCAUGGCUUACCUCUCGAUAACCUUGGAUCAAGAAUCACCCCUUCAUCGGGUUUAUUUGGUUCACUUGUUAGAAAGUAUCAUCAACAAGGGUGAUGUGCCAGACCUUGCGAACGAGCAUAACCGCGAAGUUGUCUUUGCUUCUGAAGACAUCACGCCUCUGUUGAAGCCCCUCGCUUUGCUCGUAUCUUCCAAGGGAAAUACUAAAGGGACCUCCUGGUCGGCUUUGGACUAUGAUGAGUCGAUCGUGACUUUGUUCCGUGAUGCCUGGUUCAACAUUGCCGUUCAUGGAAUAUAUCUCAACUCUAGUGUUGCCCAGAAACAUCACAAGGAACUGCGACUUCUCGCCCAUCAUUCCCCGCCAUUGAUCGCCGGAACUCGCAUGGAAUCGCUGGAGAGCGACGUGGAAUUGAACACCGUGCUCAGACGCGGGAUGAGGCCACAGCGCAUGGCGGAGCACAAAAGAGCGUUGAUUUCUGAACUUCCUGGCCGGGAGUCCGAUAUCAAGAAAUUGAACCAUUCCAAGGCAGCAUUCCUCAACGCAGUGGUUUUAAUUGAGACCCUCCGCGCCUCCACAGGCGACUCUACCAAGGUUCUCGAUUAUUUCCUCGAUCCAGCCUUAGCCACCCCAGAGAUGGUCGCUUGCUUGAACGCUGUUGCGGACAAGGCAGUCACCUGUUAUUUGUCCUUGACGCUUUCCGGUGAAAAUGAUGACUUUUCAGCCCCAUACCUCUCCAAGCAACUUGCCGAAUUCCUGGUGUCCUGUUGUCACCGCAUUGAGAGGGUCCAAAGCAUUGCAGCGCAGUGUGCUAGCAAGAUCAUUCGCGAAUGCCCAUCUGCCUUGUGCGAAAAGCACUCUCUCUUUGCUCUACUUGAAAUUCUGACCGUUAUGUGGUCUUCCUGUCUCCAAGGUGAACUUGACGAAUUCGAGUGGAAGCCAUCUUUGGUUUCUCCCAUGGGUAUCGUUAAGGUCGAAUUGCCGGACAACUAUGCGUUGAGAAAGGCGACUCUGAGCCGAUUCCAUGAACGAGCCAGAACUUGGGUGACAGCAGUUUUAAACCUCGCCCCAUUAGAUAUCAAGGGAUUGCUUCAAACCUAUCUCUCUGAAUACGACGACGAUGGCAGCUAUGGGCACAUUGCAUUGGGACGUUCAUUUGCUCUGGAGAUGGGCUCUCUUAUCCCACAAAGUGAUCCCCGACUAGGGUCAAUCGACGGCUACGGAAUUACCGAGUUCAAUGUUACAUCUGAUUUCAUGGCACUUUACACGACACGCCAAAAGUAUCGCCGUCCCGACAUGCCUGAUCUCGACGGGCUGGAUGGCAGAGGCUACCUCGCACAACCUCGCAUCAAUGCUUUGCCAGAGUCUGCUGAUGAGUUGGAAGACGCCCUCUCUCGUCUAUUUUAUCGAAGCAUUAAUGGCGAGGAAAUUCCUCUUGUGGAAGUCAGGAAUGUUCUUCGACGAGCUGCAGGUCUUAUUUGCAGCAACAGCAACCCACGACUCUCGGUGAUCCAUUAUCUGGUUGCCCUGCCUUUCCAGAUAUUCACCAAGGACACAAUCAAGCUUGGUGUUUCCCUUUGGCUUGGAGUUAUUCACGAGAACCCAAGCACUGAACCACGCAUCCUAUGUGAGGUGGUUGAAGCCUGGGAGAGUAGCAUCAACCGCCGCAAAGGGUUGUUCGAUCCUACUUUCGGAUACCUUGACCCACUGCAUACCAAGAUUGAGCUGUUGCCAACUGACAAGGAUCUUAUGCUUCGCAUGCAGCAAAAGGCUCAAGACACUCUCUCGCCGCAUUUACGAGUUCUCCAGUUCUUUGAAAGCCAUUUCAAUGCUAUCCGACUGGGCAAUCUGCAAGACCAGCAGCUGUUUUGCCGCUUGAUCAGCGGUACUGUCGUCGGUCUCACGAAGACAGGGUGCCACCCCCUAGCUAGGGAAAUUCAUUUCCGCAUUGUGCUCCUUGGUCUCAAUGUUCUAAAGCAUCUCAGUCCCUACAACAGUGGUGCGUCUUGGAAAAUCAAGGAUCAAAUCUUGUCCGCGGGACUGAGUUGGUUCAAGCAUCCUCCUAGAUGGUCAUUUGGAGGGAACCGACUCCAAAUCAAGGCAGAGGACAGAAUUCUUAACGAAGUGACAGCGACUUUGCGCUCUGUUGCAGGCAUUGCUGCUACUACGCAGGGUUCAUAUAAAUCUUUGCAACCCAAGCAAGAUUUGCUUCAAGUUCUUGUGGAGAAUGAACGAUCCCGUCUUCGAGUUUGGCUUUUCCCCCUGGAGCCCGAGCGUAAGCACCACAUGCCCGUGAUCGGAGGAGGUAAGACCAACGCAGAGGGCCCUGUCUCUCUCCUGCGACUCGCCUGGGCGGAAAGCGCAGGUCUGGCUAUCCAGAUGGCAACGCGGUUCCCCUCGCCCAAGAUGCAGGAUGAUGUUAGGUUGUUGAUACUCAACUUCCCUGAGAAGGCCAUUGAAGAGCCUAGUGCUCUGGAAAUCAUGUUCGACAACUCUCUGCCUGAGGAUGUCAAUUCCCAGUUGAAGUAUCUGCUAUACUGGGCUCCUGUGACCCCCACAGAGGCCAUCACAUACUUUAUGCCCGCUUAUGGCAACCAUCCCUACAUCUUGCAGUACGCCAUGCGGGCACUGGAGAGCUACACGAUGGAUGUUCGGUUCUACUUUGUGCCGCAGCUGGUCCAGGCCCUGCGCUAUGAUGGGUUAGGAUAUGUUGAACGGUACACCCUUGAGACAGCUAAGUUGUCUCAGUUGUUUGCUCACCAGGUUAUUUGGAACAUGAAGGCCAACUCAUACAAGGAUGAGGACUCUCAAAUUCCGGAUCCCCUCAAGGAAACCCUCGACCGUUUCCUGGAUAACUUGAUCGCAAGCUUCUCUGACGAGGAGCGUGACUUUUACGAGCGAGAAUUCUCGUUCUUCAAUGAAGUCACGGGCAUCUCAGGCAAGCUUCGUCCCUACAUUAAGAGAAGUAAGCCCGAGAAGAAGGAGAAGAUCGAGGAAGAGCUGCGGAAGAUCAAGGUUGAAGUUGGAGUUUACCUUCCCAGUAACCCCGACGGUGUGGUCGUAGGCAUUGACCGCAAGUCCGGUAAGCCUUUGCAAAGUCACGCAAAGGCGCCUUACAUGGCUACGUUCCGGAUCCAGAAGACCAGACCGAGAUUGAUUGAAAAGCCCGAGAUCCACGCUGGCGAUCACCACCACGGACACCAACGCCAGUUGACCAAUCAUUCUGAGCCUGCGCAGGAGACCUACGAAGUUUGGCAGUCGGCUAUCUUCAAGGUUGGCGACGACUGUCGCCAGGACAUGCUUGCCCUGCAAAUGAUCGCAGCCUUCCGAAGCAUCUUCACCAGUGUCGGUCUGGAUGUCUGGGUCUAUCCUUACCGGGUGACCUCCACGGCGCCUGGCUGUGGUGUGAUUGAUGUGUUGCCCAACUCUAUUUCUCGCGAUAUGCUCGGCCGCGAGGCAGUCAACGGGCUGUACGAUUACUUCGUCUCCAAAUACGGAGGCGAGGACUCCAUUCGAUUCCAAGAGGCACGCACCAACUUCGUCAAGAGUAUGGCUGCCUACUCUGUCAUUUCCUACCUGCUUCAGUUCAAGGAUCGACACAAUGGAAAUAUCAUGAUCGACGACGCCGGCCAUAUCAUUCACAUUGAUUUCGGAUUCUGCUUUGACAUUGCGCCUGGCGGUGUCCGAUUUGAACGAGCUCCGUUCAAGCUGACCUCGGAGAUGGUUGCUGUCAUGAGUGGAACUCACGACCCAGCUCACCACCAGGGUGGCAACUCGGGUAUCAACCUACCAGGCAGCUCGCACAAUCCGACCAACACGCAACCAUACAAGUGGUUCGAGUCAUUGGUUGUGAAGGCAUUCCUUGCAUCUCGGCCAUACAGCACGAAGUUAGGCCACAUUGUGUCACUGAUGCUUGACAGUGGUCUUCCGUGCUUCAAACCUGAAACCUUGAAGAACUUCCAUGAUCGAUUCGUUCUUGAGAAGAGUGAACGUGACGCUGCAGAGUACAUGAGGGAACUUGUGCGCAAGUCCUACAUGAGCGUAUCGACUAAGGGUUAUGAUCAGUUCCAGCUAAUGACCAACGGAAUUCCUUAUUAG